Molecule: messenger RNA, 2319 nt
Organism: Cuscuta epithymum
Lineage: Eukaryota; Viridiplantae; Streptophyta; Magnoliopsida; Solanales; Convolvulaceae
Source: the annotation of a GenBank genome assembly
UAUUAGUCGACAUGUGAAAUUUGUCCCACACAUUUAUCCCUUACGCCAACAGUCCACAUGCAUGCAUGAAACUAAAUAUCCGCAGCCUGGGAAACAAUUUCAGCCUUCCCCUCCACUAUCUCUACCUAGUUUAAAUUCAAAUAUUUCAACCCCACCUAUCCCCUCUCCUCAAUUUUCGGUCGUCCCUAGUCUAUCUCCCUUAUCCCAACCAACAGCUUUUUCCCCACCACCCAUAUCCUCACUCCAUCCAAUUAUUCAAAAUUCCACUUCCUAUACAUCUGCGACCAAUAAUAAUCCACCCACUCCACCCCAUAAUUCCAACUCCCACCUUUUUUCCAACCAUCAACCAAAUUCAACUCCCCCCAUGCAGAAUACGUCCACUUCCGUCACCAUCCAUACUCCUAAUAAUUCCACCCAUGCUACGGAUAACACCUCUCUUCAAAUGACAGCUACUUCCCCUCCGUCAUCAUCUAACUCACAGAUUACCCCUCCCCGUCCUACCCGUAUUCGAGCUCCAAAUCCCAAAUAUUUCGGUAGUCCAUUUGUCAACCUUACCACACGGCAUCCCGUGUCCACCACCCUGGAACCAGCAAGUGUGAAGGAAGCCUUACGUGAUCCUAGAUGGCAAUCUGCUAUGGAGGAAGAGAUGGCUGCUCUCCGUAGAAAUCAAACUUGGACGCUAGUUCCCCGGACGUCUCAGACACCCAUAACCUGCAAAUGGCUAUUCCGAAUUAAGAGACAUGCAGAUGGCAGUGUUGCUAGAUUCAAAGCCAGGCUUGUUGCUCGUGGAUUUCUUCAACAACCGGGCCGUGAUUAUGCUGAAACCUUCAGUCCCGUCACCAAGCCGGCAACUAUCCGCAUUAUCUUAUCCCUUGCACUCUCUAGACAAUGGCCCCUGCGCCAACUGGAUGUCAAUAACGCCUUCCUUCAUGGCUCUCUUUCAGAAGAAGUAUAUAUGGUUCAACCCGCCGGGUUUGUCGACUCCGCACAUCCCAAACACGUGUGCCGUCUUCACAAAGCGUUAUAUGGACUCAAACAAGCCCCACGUGCUUGGUAUUUGGAAUUGUCACGAUUUCUUAUCUCUACGGGGUUUCGCAAAUCCCGUGCUGAUGCCUCUCUUUUCAUAUAUGCUCAUCAUGAUGUCCUCUUAUAUUUUCUUGUAUAUGUAGAUGAUAUUAUACUCACAGGGAAUAAUUUGCAAGCCAUUAAUAAGUUCGUGUCUCAGCUUACUCAUCGGUUUUCUGUGAAAGAUCUUGGGGCCCUUCACCAUUUUCUCGGCGUGGAGACUAUAACCCACCCGGAUGGCAUUUUUCUGUCACAACGACAAUAUAUUCUACAUAUUCUUGAUGAGUACAAACUGGAUGGUGCUAAGGAGGUUGCCACCCCCAUGAGUUCAAGCUCGCCUCCACUUCUCACUGAUGGACAACAUGCUGCCGAUGCCUCCAAUUACAGAAAGGCACUUGGCCUAUUACAAUAUCUAGCCUUCACACGCCCGGAUAUAUCGUUUGCUGUGAAUCGUCUCUCACAAUUUAUGCAUGCUCCGACAAAUAUGCAUUUUCAAGGGGUCAAACGUAUUCUCCGGUAUCUAAAGGGAACCAUUAACUAUGGACUCUUUAUCAAACGGUGCGCUUCUCUCCCGCUAACAGCUUUUUCGGAUUCUGAUUGGGGAGGUAUUAAUGAUGGUGGUAAGUCUACUACGGGAUAUGCUCUUUAUCUUGGUUCGAAUAUUAUCUCUUGGAAAUCCGCAAAGCAAAAGACAGUUGCUCGGUCAUCCACCGAAGCUGAGUUUCGGGCAGUUGCAAAUGCUAGUGCAGAAGUCUUAUGGAUACGGAAUCUACUUUCAGAAAUCGGAAUUCGGCUGCCUACCACUCCCCGGAUUUUCUGUGACAAUCAAGGGGCUACCCAUGUCUGUGUUAAUCCCGUGUUUCAUUCUCGUAUGAAACAUGUGGCCCUUGAUUUCUUUUUUGUCCGUGAUUUAGUUGAGAAUGGUCAACUUAUGGUUCAACAUGUCUCAAAUAAAUUCCAAAUAGCUGAUAUUCUAACAAAGCCACUUGGGAAGUCUCUCUUUGAACACUUUCGGUCCAAGAUGGGCGUUUCCGAUGGAACCUCCAUCUUGCGGGGGCGUAUUAAAGCAUAAAUUAUAUUAUUAUUAUUAUUAUUCUAUCAGAUAAUAUCAUAGACGUACUAGUCAAUUGUAUAUAUUAGCUCCUAGUCCGUAGCUAUAUCCUUUAUAUUAGCUAGGCAGUUAGCUUGAGUUUAUCUCUUGUACGUGUAUAAAUGUAUCCCAAGUUUACAUCAUAAUGAUUAAUACAAUCCAAC